AUGGCCCGCAAGCGGCACACGAAAUCCAGAUACGGAUGUAAGGAGUGCAAGCAGCGUCACCUCAAAUGCGAUGAGGGGCGGCCCUCCUGUGGGAGAUGCCUCGCUCUCGAGCGGCGCUGCUCCUUUUUCGACAUUCACACUGGAUUCGCACCAGCCCCUCGAGCCGCAACAUCCAUCUCCGGCUCCUCGUCUACUCCGGCUGCACCUCCCGCUCCAUCGCCGGCCUCUGUCCAGGGGUCGACAUCAGGUCGCGCGGACGAUCUCAAUGUGGAACGGUACAGCCUAGUCCACCUUGAGCUGUUGCAUCACCCCGAGACACACUAUGGCAGCCUCUUUGGCGAUGCCGUGGAGGAAGCGAGACUGAUGGUUGAUCUGAUCCGUCAGGAGGCGCUGGCCGUGCCGUACCUGAUGGACGAAUUCCUCGCUCUCGCUGCGGCGCACAAGAGUACCCUCGUACCCGCCGAUCGGAAGGCUUUCUACCACACUGAGGCCACCCGGCUGCAGAACCGUGCCCUGUCCCAGGUCGACCUGAGCAACCUGGAUGCUCUUGACCAAAAUCCCAUGGCAGUCUUUCUUUUCGCAUCCCUGCUGAGUCAACAUGUCAUGUUUGACAUUUUGUCCGCCCGCGACAAGGGUGGCAAUGACCUCCUCGACAAUUUGGUCCACUGCUUCGGGCUUCAUCGCGGAGUUCGCCUCGUCGCCGGCCGCGCAUGGCCGCAGGUCGAAGCCCGGAUGCUGCCGAUACUGAUGGGCAGGCACCAGUUAGGCCUGGGCAACCUCAGUGUCAUCGGGCCUGGCGAUGAGUGCGACGGUCUGAAGAAACUCAUCGAUAGCAGGCCUCUGAGUGAAGAUGCUAGUAAGGCUUGUCGCGAGGCUGUCGAAAUUCUGCAGAAACUCUUCGACGAGCAAAGGACCGCCGUAUCGUCCGGGACACGGCAUGUCACGGUGGUGCAAGGAUGGCCAGUCAGGAUACCAACCUAUUACGUCGAGCUUGUCGACCAACGCGUGCCCGAAUCUCUCGUCAUACUUGCGUAUUACGGAGUGCUCCUUCAUCGAGCCAGGGACUAUUGGGCAAUAGGAGAUACAGGGACUCGCCUCGUCCAGUGUAUUAGUAACAUACUUGGAGGGUACUGGGCGAGGUGGUUGGGGUGGCCGAGGCAGAUCCUAGAUGUCGAUGCACCAACUGAAUUGGCACGUCAAUAA
This is a messenger RNA of Thyridium curvatum, 1203 nucleotides long. RefSeq lists its product as uncharacterized. The record is from RefSeq and is a predicted model, not a curated record. Gene Ontology annotation, biological process: regulation of transcription by RNA polymerase II. The coding region runs from base 1 to 1203 and encodes 400 amino acids. The transcript has a single exon. NCBI's taxonomy places the organism in Eukaryota, Fungi, Ascomycota, Sordariomycetes, Thyridiales, Thyridiaceae. Gene Ontology annotation, molecular function: zinc ion binding; DNA-binding transcription activator activity, RNA polymerase II-specific.